AUGAAGAAGCAGAAGCUCGUUUGCGUUGGGGCAUGUUAUGUCGAUACUAUCCUCGACGUACCUCAAUACCCGGGCGAGGAUUCUAAAUUACGUGCCACCAAUUUACAAGUCCGUCGUGGUGGCAAUUGUCCAAAUACGCUUGAAGUGCUUCAGCAACUCCUAAGGGAAUGGGAUGAUGGCGGUCGAGACAUCAAACCUUACCUGAUAUCAUGCUUGCCUAGUGCCGACACACCUGCGACGGCAACCAUAGUGGACUCCUUUGGUCCGAAAAGCCUCGUCGAUUUCACAAGGUGCAUAUUCCGCGAGGAUCAACAGCAACCGGCUAGUAGCUACAUCAUACGUAGCGAAGCCACCGGGAGCCGCACCCUCGUCAAUUACAACGACUUACCUGAGAUGACGAUCGGCGAGUUCGUCGCCGCUGCCGAAGAGCUCGGCGACGAUACCUGGUUCCACUUCGAGGGACGGAUACCUGAAACUACGUUGCAGUGCAUUCGGCAUCUAAGGCGGUCGUUCCCCAAUACAAGAGUAAGCGUCGAAGUCGAAAAACCGGGCCGAGAGGGAUUAGAAGACCUGGCGGCUGAAGCGGACGUUGUGUUCUAUUCGCGGACCUGGGCUGAAAGUAAGCGGUACGGUAGUGCUCAGCAAUGCCUAAGUGCCCAAUCGGGCGUGGCCCGUAAAGCGAGUCUCCUCUGCUGUACGUGGGGAUCGGACGGUGCAUCGUGUCUAUCACUUCCCAGUGAGAAGGCCGUGUCUUGCCCGGCUAUCUUGCCUGGGCAAACCAUUUCCGUAGUGGACACCGUAGGAGCAGGUGACACCUUCAUUGCCGGUAUGUUGUUCGGGCUGCUGUGCCACCACGAGGACUGGGACACCGAGAAGAAAGUCCAGUUUGCUGUGCAGCUGGCUACGCGCAAGGUGCAACGAGACGGGUUCGGCGGCCUUGGAUCCUUGGGGUUGGGGUUGGGAUUGGGGUUGGAGUUGGAGCGCCAGGAAGUGGCGUCGUCACAAUGA
Molecule: messenger RNA, 1008 nt
Organism: Daldinia childiae
Lineage: Eukaryota; Fungi; Ascomycota; Sordariomycetes; Xylariales; Hypoxylaceae
Product: Ketohexokinase
Exons: 6
Coding region: 1-1008 (335 amino acids)
Biological process (GO): fructose metabolic process
Molecular function (GO): ketohexokinase activity
Source: RefSeq, a predicted model, not a curated record